CUGGACAUUCUCUUCGCUGUCAUUUUGGCGGCUUUUUUAUUUCGGGGGAUUUGAGUUUCGACGUAGCUUUGGAUCCAGACUUGAAGAAUGAUUCGUGAAGGGAAUGGGUGACAGCGUCCUUAUGGCAUUUGAUUGAUCAUGGAUUCUUAUGAUGCAGCAGAAUCGACUCCUAGACAGAGUGCAUCCUCAAGGCUUAAAGAUUACUUUAUAGGUGCCACCCCUCUGCAAAAACGAUUAGAAUCGGUCAGGAAGCAGACUUCCUUUAUCCCAACUCCACCUCGAAGGAAAAUUCCCCAGUGUUCACAACUGCAGGAAGAUGUUGAUCCUCAAAAGUUUGCAUUCCUUCUGCAUAAACAAUGGACUUUAUAUAGUUUAACUCCCUUAUAUAAAUUCUCCUAUACUAAUUUCAAAGAGUAUUCUAAACUUCUGAAUGCAUUUAUUGCUGCUGAAAAGCAAAAAGGACUUGCUGUGGAAGUGGGAGACGACUUCAACAUCAAAGUGAUUUUCUCUACUCUCCUGGAAAUGAAAGGAACACAGAGAGACCCUGAAGCAUUUCUUGUCCAGAUUCUGUCAAAAUCUCAAUUGCCGUCUGAGCACAGAGAAGGUAAAGUGUUGUGGACUGGUUGGUUCUGCUGUAUAUUUGGAGACAGUCUUCUGGAGACUGUUUCAGAAGAUUUCACGUGUCUACCCUUAUUCCUUGCAAAUGGUGCAGAGACUAACACAGCCAUAAUUGGAACCUGGUUUCAGAAAACUUUUGACUGUUAUUUCCGUCCCUUAGCAAUCAAUGCGUUUAAUCUUUCCUGGAUGGCUGCUAUGUGGACUGCAUGCAAGAUGGACCAUUAUAUGGCUACUACUGAAUUUAUUUGGUCUGUACCCUGUAGCCCUCAAAGUCUGGAUAUUUCCUAUGCCAUACAUCCAGAAGAUGCAAAAGCUUUGUGGGACAGUGUUCACAAAACACCUGGGGAAGUUACCCAGGAGGAAGUUGACUUAUUCAUGGACUGCCUGUAUUCACAUUUCCAUAGGCAUUUCAAAAUUCAUUUAUCAGCCACAAGAUUGGUUCGUGUUUCAACAUCUGUAGCUUCAGCACAUACUGAUGGAAAAAUAAAGAUUUUCUGUCAUAAAUACCUUAUUGGAGUGUUGGCAUAUUUGACAGAACUGGCAAUUUUUCAAAUUGACUGAGGCCUUGUGGGGACUAAAAGUUAUGGAUUAAAUACCUUUUUCUCCCUGAUUAUCUGCCUAAUUGCUAUGCUGAGAGGGACUGCAGGAGAAAUGGGAAUCUGUGCAUUGGUUUUCCUCACAGUGUCUUGGUGUUACCCAGAUGAAAGCCAAGAAGAUCUAGAAGAAUAAAGAAGGUGGUAGUGGAUGAGCCGCAGCCAGAUGCUCAUGUAAUAGUCAUGGUCGUUUCGGAUGUCAAUCUCUAGAAUAUGCCGAGUUGUUAAUUUGCUGGCCAUCUUUCUAAAAAAUAUAUAAUGUUUAUUGUGUCAAACUUUUUAGGAUUCAAAUGAGAUACUUCUAAUAUUGAAUAUUUCUAAUUUACAUCUUUAAAACCUUUAAUCCCUUAAUUUUAAGCAUUUUAAAAUUUGAGAAUUUCUGACUUCUACAGACAUUUUCCUAGCAUCAUUUUGCUGUAGAGAACUUGCAAUUAAAUUUUCUCCAAAGGAAA
Hippopotamus amphibius kiboko is the source of this 1663-nucleotide messenger RNA. It is a transcript of the gene CENPL, whose product is annotated as centromere protein L. The transcript is spliced from 5 exons. The record is from RefSeq and is a predicted model, not a curated record. Bases 139 to 1179 code for a protein of 346 amino acids. NCBI's taxonomy places the organism in Eukaryota, Metazoa, Chordata, Mammalia, Artiodactyla, Hippopotamidae.